Fulvia fulva is the source of this 1569-nucleotide messenger RNA. RefSeq names its product Eukaryotic peptide chain release factor subunit 1. The transcript has 3 exons. The record is from RefSeq and is a predicted model, not a curated record. The coding region runs from base 1 to 1569 and encodes 522 amino acids. Gene Ontology annotation, cellular component: translation release factor complex; cytosol. Gene Ontology annotation, molecular function: translation release factor activity, codon specific; sequence-specific mRNA binding. Lineage: Eukaryota; Fungi; Ascomycota; Dothideomycetes; Mycosphaerellales; Mycosphaerellaceae. Gene Ontology annotation, biological process: cytoplasmic translational termination.
AUGUCGGCUCCUCCCCAAGCAGGCGACGCCGAGAAGAACAUCGAGAUAUGGAAAGUCAAGAAGCUCAUCAAGCGCCUCGAACAGGCGCGAGGAAACGGUACCUCCAUGAUCAGCUUGAUCAUUCCGCCCAAGGAUCAGGUCUCGCGUGCGGCCAAGAUGUUGGCAGAAGAGUUUGGAACUGCUAGUAACAUCAAAUCUCGUGUCAACCGUCUUUCGGUCCUGUCCGCCAUCACCUCGACCCAGCAGCGUCUGAAGCUGUACUCGAAAGUUCCACCGAAUGGCCUGGUCGUAUACUGUGGUGAAAUCAUCACCAGCGAAGGGAAAGAGCGGAAGAUCAACAUCGACUUCGAACCAUUCAAGCCCAUCAACACAUCCUUAUACCUUUGUGACAACAAGUUCCACACGGAAGCAUUGAGCGAGCUGCUGGAGUCGGACCAGAAAUUCGGCUUCAUCAUCAUGGAUGGUAAUGGAGCACUCUUCGGCACCCUCUCCGGAAACACAAGAGAUGUCGUUGCCAAGUUCAGCGUUGAUCUACCAAAGAAGCACGGUCGUGGUGGUCAGUCUGCGCUGCGUUUCGCACGUCUGAGAGAAGAGAAGCGCCACAACUACGUUCGAAAGGUCGCAGAAAUGGCGGUUCAGAACUUCAUCACAGCCGACAAGGUCAAUGUGGCCGGAAUCAUCCUUGCUGGAAGUGCAGACUUCAAGAACGACUUGAACCAGUCCGACCUGUUCGACCAACGUCUUCAGACCAAGGUCAUCAAGGUCGUAGAUGUUAGUUAUGGAGGCGAGAACGGGUUCAACCAGGCCAUCGAACUUUCUGCCGAGACGCUCUCGAACGUCAAGUUUAUCCAGGAAAAGAAGCUUAUCAACACCUACUUCGACCACAUCAGCCAGGACAGUGGGAAGGUCUGCUAUGGUAUCGGUGAUACCUUAAAGGCUCUCGAGGCCGGUGCUGCCGAGACGUUGAUUGUCUUCGAGAACUUGGAGAUGACCCGCUGGCAGCUCAAGAGCGGCGAGGGCGGCGAGAUCAUCCUCCACACGACGAAGCAGCAAGAGCAGGACCGUACUCUGUUCAUGGACAAGGAGACUGGCCAGGAGAUGGAAGUCAUCGACUCCAUGCCAUUCCUUGAGUGGCUAGCUGAGAAGUACCGUGACUUCGGUGCUCAGCUGGAGUUUGUCUCCGACCGUUCUUCAGAGGGCAACCAAUUCGUUCGUGGAUUCGGUGGUAUCGGCGCUAUUCUACGCUACGCUCUCAACUUUGAGCAACUUAUUGACGAGGAGGACGUGGACAACCUCGUAGACGAGGCGCCAAAAGACAAAUCACCAGCACUAAUUGAAAGUGCCAAGGCGCCCGUCGUGCAGCACAUCGAGGAGGCUGCAACUGCUACUGUCCCAGCAGAGAUUGAGACAGACAAGGAUCUGGAAGUGGCGAAGAAGUUGAACAGUCACAGCAAAGCCAAGCUGUUCGCCAAGAAGCUACUCGACAGACAGGAUCCAGCGACGAAGAUGAUGAGAAUCAGCCACCGACCGAAGGUCUCUUCGCCACUGAGAGCCGGCAUCACAACCUAG